Molecule: messenger RNA, 519 nt
Organism: Octopus sinensis (East Asian common octopus)
Lineage: Eukaryota; Metazoa; Mollusca; Cephalopoda; Octopoda; Octopodidae
Product: protein VAC14 homolog
Exons: 3
Coding region: 138-410 (90 amino acids)
Biological process (GO): positive regulation of kinase activity; phosphatidylinositol biosynthetic process
Cellular component (GO): endosome membrane; PAS complex
Source: RefSeq, a predicted model, not a curated record
GUGUGUAUGUGUUUUUUUUCCUUGACUCAUAUGUUUUUUACAGUGGAGAUUUAGAAAUAACAAAAGAAUUUCUUAUUGAACUUGACAAAUUAGUUCAACUAAUCGAAUCACCUAUAUUUGCCUAUUUGCGUCUUCAGAUGCUUGAGGCUGAGAACAAUCAGUAUUUAGUCAAAAGUCUGUAUGGAAUUCUUAUGCUACUACCACAGUCGGAAGCUUUUCGAAUCCUGCAAGCUCGUCUACAGUGCAUUCCUAACUUUCAUCUGACUCCAGUAAACAGACGGAAACUGAAAGAGGAACGUCAGCUGGUGAAUCAGAUCGACUUCAAAGAGCUGCUGAACCAUUUCUUGGCAGUUCAGAAGAAGCACAGAGAGACGAGAAUAAAUCACCGCUAUGUGAAUAUUGUCUUGUGAAGAUACAGAAAAACAAAUGGAAUGUAUAUAAUAUACAUAAUAUAUAUAUAGUAUUUAUAUUACAUAUAUAUACAGUAUUUAUAGUGCAUAUAUAUAAUAUACAUAUAGU